Molecule: messenger RNA, 378 nt
Organism: Fusarium verticillioides 7600
Lineage: Eukaryota; Fungi; Ascomycota; Sordariomycetes; Hypocreales; Nectriaceae
Exons: 1
Coding region: 1-378 (125 amino acids)
Source: RefSeq, a predicted model, not a curated record
AUGGAGGUGAAGCAACUGCCCACGACACAGUGGAACGAGCACCUCGACAACUGGCACAACAAGUACUCCGUCUGGGCCGGCAACUGCCGCUCUUGGUACAAGGCGAACAGAAAGGAUGGACGGGUGUAUAUCUGGCCUGGCAGCAUGCUUCAUCUGCUGAAAACGAUGAAGACGCCUAGGUUCGAGGACUUCAAUAUUACCUACAGAAGUGACAAUGUGUGGGAUUUCUUGGGUAAUGGCCGGACUCAGAUUGAGGAACUGGAUGAACGUGGUGCCGAUGUUGAUCUUGCCCCGUUCAUUCGUGAUCAGGAUGUUCCCUGGGCAAUUGAUAAUUUUUCUACUGUAGAAGCAGUUGUGGACUGGGAACACAAGCUUUGA